AUGCUCCUUGUAAUUGCUAGUCUGUUAGUAGUCAGUAGCUUAGCGUACGUACACAUUCUUGAUCAUGCUCGUUUCAAUAUCGGUAGAUUGCGCGAUGCCGUUAAAACGGAUGGCGAAGAGUAUGUUCCGUUCAUGUAUAAGCCCAGGCCCAAGCUUGUCUUUAAUGAACAAAAAAAGAUAAGAAUCCAACAAUUUGAUAAAAGGGACAAUAUCAUUUCGGUUUGUCCACUUAUAUCUGUCUCCCCGAAGAAAAGGGCUAAGAAUAUCGCAUAUAAUUCCCUCCAAGACAUUGUUUCCUGCAGCAGGAACAAAUUACUUACUCUCUACUCUACUUGUGGCUGCAAAAAUUGGCAUGAUAAAAUUUAUUCUCUGGGCUUGUGUGAUGAAUACUAUGCUUUGUGUUUAACCUGCACAUGGAACAAUCCUUCAAAGGCCUUUUUGCAGACCAUUAAGCAGAUUCAUGGCUAUCAAAAGAUUGAACGAGACCCUCCUUUUGCAAAAAAAAAAGCUCCUCCCCCAAAAGUUGAUGAUUUGAUUGAGGAAUAUGUUGAGGAAAAACGUAUUUAUGAUCAAUACAUCGCUGAAAAGAGGCUGUGUCAGAGUGAGGGGAGAGAACCACCACCCAGGCCUGAUUUUAGGUCCGUUGUUACAUUCAAAAAAUAUUAUCCUCACGAUAAUUUACAAACAAAAGUGUUGGAUUAUAUUGAAGAAUUUUAUAAAAUUAACUUCAUUGAGCCAGACUAUUGGAGAAUCACAUUCAAUAAGCACUUUAACAAAAUGUACAAUAUGUUUCACAAUGAAUUGCUCAAACGCCCUGCUAACAAUUCAAAAUUGCCAGAUAUAGAACAAUCGGCUACGAAUAACAAACUUAUUAACUUUUUGCUUGUUCCUAUUACUGAUAGCCAGUUAAUCAAGAACAAGAACAAAUUGAACCGAGUAUUCAAGCGUAAAAUGUAUUCCCAUGCCAAGAAAAUUAUAUUCCACGAAAUUAUCCUAAAGCUCCUUAUCGAAAAUAAUAUAAAGUACUCGGAUAUGCCUGCAAUCCUGUUAUACAGGCUUAGAUCGACUCCAGACUUUGCAAAAUUAACCAGAGACGAUGGCAUGGAAGCACUGGGGGCGGCACAGCUUCUAGACUAUAAAUGUAAAAAAUUAGUGCUAAACACGGUCUUUUCAAGUGACCAACUAGAAUUUGUUGGUAAAAUCGGUGGGUUCUCCACUAUUGAUCCACUUGCAAUUGAAAAACUAGAUGACUUGUUGUCGAAAAGAGCUGAAUUGCCACUGCCUUGGGAAAAAACGCCAUUGGAUCCGUUGCUAUCCCUAAUUUAUAUAAGCUAUCAGUAUCAUUUAAGGAAGCUGAUAGAUGACGCCAAGCCGAAGUUUAAUUACCAAUUUUUAUACCCUAAAAAAACCAUUUAA
Molecule: messenger RNA, 1416 nt
Organism: Babesia microti strain RI
Lineage: Eukaryota; Apicomplexa; Aconoidasida; Piroplasmida; Babesiidae
Exons: 2
Coding region: 1-1416 (471 amino acids)
Source: RefSeq, a predicted model, not a curated record